Lycium barbarum (goji berry) is the source of this 1253-nucleotide messenger RNA. RefSeq names its product RING-H2 finger protein ATL54-like. The record is from RefSeq and is a predicted model, not a curated record. The transcript has a single exon. The coding region runs from base 492 to 1253 and encodes 253 amino acids. Lineage: Eukaryota; Viridiplantae; Streptophyta; Magnoliopsida; Solanales; Solanaceae. Gene Ontology annotation, biological process: protein ubiquitination.
AGGGCUCGUGCUUCUGCCAUCGCAAAUUCUUCAAAAGAACACUGGGCUUAAGAAAAUUCGGGUGAGUAAUCAAUUGAAGUAAAUGAAUCAGAGAUGGGUUCUGUAGCAAGGAGUUUUAAGAUGUGAUGAGAACUCAACAGGAAAGUUGAAGAGUAACACAUUGAGAGUUGAAGAGAUCUCUUUCUUACAGUACAAUGCAUUAACAACACUGAUCAAUUCCAAGUAAAAACUAGUUUAGAAGACUUACAGGUUUCUUCUUACAGAAUCAGAUCUUUGUCAAUCACGAAUUCACAAACGUCCAAUAAGAAGAAAUAAUCGUAGCUUGUGUAAAUCGGUCUUAAUCAGCCGCCCAGUGUACUAAACUUCACAAAAGUCCAAUAAGAAGAAACACAUAAAUGAAAACCAGAAGAAAAACAAAAAAAAAGGAAAGAAACAAAAAACACAAGGCAUUCAUCGUCAUGUUAUAAGUUCGUUGGGAACUAGGCUGUAAAAUGCUCUAUAUUCUCUUGCACACAGAAUUUGAAACAAGGCAGCAUUUAUAUGUACGUUUCUUCACAUUUCUCGUUAAGGAAUUAGCUGCAACCAUGGCCUUCCAUAUUGAUCGAAAGCUGAUGUUUGAAUCUCUUGAUAAUUUCACUGACAAUGCUUGCGACUAUUAUUGCAACCGGAAGGAGUAUUAUGCUGGGAUUUGUCCACCGCAAUGUCGUUAUAGUUGCCCGAGUAUUUGUCUGCUUCCAGAUAUCGGACCACCACUAACACCACAAAAUAUCACAACCGAAGUUCCUCUUUCGCAGUCUUCACAUAAACACAAUGUUUCCAUCUUCUUGAUCCUUCUAUUUUCAUUCUUAGGCAUUGCUUUUUACAUAUUUUAUUCCUUCGUCAUUCACAAAUUCCGCAAGUCAAGAACUUCUUCACAGCAGGAGCAGCAAGUAGUUGUAGUAGAACAAGAAGAAGAAGAAGAAGAAGUGUUUAGUGAUAUUAGAACAGUGGGUCUUCAGCCAUCAGUCAUCAGCGCCAUCAUGAUUUGCAAGUAUAAAAGAGGGGAAGGACUAAUUGAAGGAACAGAGUGCUCUGUUUGCUUGAAUGAAUUUCAAGAUGAUGAAACUCUUAGGAUUUUGCCAAAGUGUAACCACGCUUUUCACAUACCUUGCAUUGACACUUGGCUCAGAUCACACACCAAUUGUCCUAUGUGCCGUGCUGGCAUUGUCAUCACAAUACCCGCCACUGCAGCUUUUAUUGAGCGAAACGUGUGA